GCCAUACCGAAAGUAGGCGAUCGAGUCGAGUGAAGAAUUCAGCGGCCAUGAAGGGGAGGAAGAGGCAUCACGCCAUGUCCUGCUGCGUGGUGCUCACCGUUCUCGUUAUCCUGGGCAUCCUCUCCAUCGUGCUCUACAUCCUGUACCGCCCGCUCCCGCCGCGCGUGGUGACGUCGCCCGUGGAGACCAUCGUCCAGGACUUCAGCCUCCUCCCGCCGUCGCUCACGCUGUCCGCCAGCGUGCACGUGAUGGCGAGCAACCCAAGCCGCGCGCCGUUCCGGUACGGGGAGACGGUGACGGCGGUGACGUACCACGGCGAACCCGUGGGGACGACGGUGGUGCCGGCCGGCAAAAUCGGCAGGCGGACGACGACGUGGGUGGCUCCGGUGACGGUGGUGGACGGGAUCAAGGUGGCCGAGAGCCCGCACUUCGCCAGCGACGUGGUGGCCGGGGCGCUUCCGUUCGUGGUGGUGGUGAGGCUGGACGGGAAGGCGCUGGUGCUGCGCGCGUUUGAGGUGAGCGUCACCGUCGAGGUGGUGUGCUACGUCCAGGUCUACGUCCUCCAGGGGGACAGCAGCUCGAACUGCGUCUCGAGGGUCCGCACAGGGCCUGGACGUAAUUACUAGGCGUGCGCCACUCGUAAUCCAUCCAUCCAUCCUCUUGUGCCACAAUUUGUUUUAUUUGUUCUUUCCAGUUUGUAAGUCGGAAACUAUAUAUGGACGUUCCGGUUGUGAGUUCCUACUGCAUACGUACAUUCUGAAGCUGAUUCCAAAUGACCAUGCCAAUUUCAGUGGCGGGCCCAUGAACUUUA
Messenger RNA from Triticum dicoccoides, 811 nucleotides. RefSeq lists its product as uncharacterized. The record is from RefSeq and is a predicted model, not a curated record. Lineage: Eukaryota; Viridiplantae; Streptophyta; Magnoliopsida; Poales; Poaceae. The transcript has a single exon. The coding region runs from base 48 to 626 and encodes 192 amino acids. Gene Ontology annotation, biological process: defense response to other organism.